UCCGUAUCUUGAGAGGCGCUCGGAUUCCGCGGUGCCGCUGACGUUACCGGGACAAGUUGACGCGACCGGGACAAGUUGACGUUACCGGGACACGUUGAGGUUACGGGGACAAGUUGGCGCUGCGUCGCCGCGGUGACCGGCCGGCCUGCGAUGAGAUUCUUUCCAGAGAUGUAGCCGCCGACGCGCUCCUCCGUUACUCGGAAGCCCCCGGAGUUUUUCUGCGUAAAGUUUUUUCUCCUCGGAUGGAGGACGUUUGGAGACAAAGCGGCAGCUGCGAGACGGUUUCUCUCCACUGUGUUGUGACAAUGGAGGCAGCCGGCUCUGAAUGACACAAUGUCUUGGGGCGAGUUCAUCGAGCUCCGUGACCUGAGGUCGGACAGAGAGCAGAUAGAGUUGAUCGAGAGCGCACAUUCGCCCUGCUCACCUCCACGCCUGGAGAGAGCCAACGCCCUGAGGAUCAGCCCGGGGAAGGUGCCAGACCUUCUGAGCCGGGCAGGGAUCAUCAGAGUCCUGAGCAGCACCCAGGACCCCCAGCUCCCCGAGGAGAAGGGCGAGGGACACGACUUCCAGCCCUGCAGCCACGCUCAGCCCACAUGGUGUGACCUGUGUGGAGACUUCAUCUGGGGCCUGUACAAGCAGAGCCUGCGGUGUGUCAAUUGUAGAUUCACGUGCCACUACCGCUGUCGGGCUCUGAUCCAGUUGGACUGCAGCUGGGACAGAGGCUCUGCGGCUGACCACACAUUUGUAGUGGAGCACACCAUAGAGACAGACACCAAUGUGGAUGAACACAUUAAAUGGGUAAAGCAAGAGUUGACAACUGUAGAUACUCAGCAGAAGGUGAAGGAAUACAACGCUCAAAUCAACAGCAAUCUGUUCAUGAACAUGAACAAGGAUGGCUCCUACACUGGCUUUAUAAAAGUGCAGUUCAAGUUGGCCCGUCCUGUGUCAGUUCCACCUCCGAAGAAAGGGGUUCAAGAUGCUGGACGGAGGAAGGCCAGCGGCGUUAAGCGUCGCACCUCUUUCUACCUGCCAAAGGAUGCAUCCAAGCAUCUGCAUAUCAGCUCACGCACUUCUGCUCGAGAGGUCAUCGAGGUUUUGUUGAAAAAGUUUACUGUGAUUGACAAUCCUGCCAAGUUUGCCCUGUUUGAGCGUAGCGAGCGUCAUGACCAAGUUUAUGUUCGCAAGGUGUCUGACGAUGAGAGUCCCUUGCGCCUUCGUCUGUGUUCUGGGCCCAAUGAGAAAGUCCUCAGCUUUGUUCUGAAAGAGAAUGAAACUGGAGAAGUCAAUUGGCAUGCCUUCUCCAUGCCCGAGUUGAAGAACUUCCAGCGCAUGCUGCAGCGUGAAGAGGAGGAGCACGUCAAGCAGAUAGUGCGGCGCUACGCUCUGGCCCGUACUAAGAUGCAGGAGGCUCUGGCUGGCUCGACCCCCGGCUGAGACGACUCCGCGCUCGGGCGGGUUAAACGUGCACGUCUUGGCUGGACAAUCUCCUGAAGAUGACCAGUCACCGCUGCAUCCGAAGAUCCCAGAUAAUACAACUCUAAACGCCUCUUGGGUGAACGAGAGAGUGAGACAGGGCGCAAGACGAUGAGAGAGAGAGAGCUAGCGCGAAUGUGCGUGUGAAAUGAUGCAAGAGAUGAGAAGUGCCGUACACCUGGAGAGUCUGAUGUGCCUGAGAGAUUGAGUUGAGAGAAACGACACUGGCAGAUGAGGCAGUGGUUUUAUCCAGUAAUGUACCUCAGCUGUGUCACUUUAACUUUGAAGAAAAUGUCAGGGAGUUAUUUGUUGCUGCAUUUUUUGGGUUUAAAAAUGUGAUUAAUAUACAUUUGUAGAUGCAGUGCUAAAGUUAAACCCCAUGUUGUAAUUGAGCUGAUAAUUACACAUCUGGAAGUAGAAUUGCUUUUUAUUUUUCCAGAUUACAAAUUUGGUAAAAUGUCCAAUCAUGACAUUAGUGCCAAAUUUGGAGGAACCUAAUCUGGUCUUUGAACAACCUAACCAUGAAAACCCAUAACUUCCACAUUGACAUUAUUUUAGCAUAUUAGAAAGUUAAAUACACAUUAUUGGCUGAAGAGUAUUUGGAUUUUCAUUUGACCGAGUCAAAAAUCUGCCGUGUCCUCUCGACACCCCUGAUGGGUGCAACUCUAUUUAUUAUUUUACGGUCAAAUUGUGAAUUUGACUGAUGUAUGGACAUUUGUAUGCAACUAUGAAUGUCAGAGAGUGCAGUGUCACUGGUUGACUGGAACCUUGGAUGAAUAUUGGUAUACAUGUGUUUCACUGAAAGCUGUUUGUCUUUCCUUCAUAUCUUUGUUUUUUUCUGUCCUUUUUUCAGAAAGUAUUUGUCUAUAGUUCUUCACUCCACUAUCAUUGUAUCCGGCUUUACACGUUUUACAUGUUGAAACUACAAUUCAAAAUGUGACAAAUAUGCACGUUAAGUAAAUAAUUCCCCAGUUCAAAUAA
Messenger RNA from Pseudoliparis swirei, 2454 nucleotides. Its product is annotated as ras association domain-containing protein 1-like. Gene Ontology annotation, cellular component: microtubule cytoskeleton; nucleus. Bases 334 to 1434 code for a protein of 366 amino acids. Gene Ontology annotation, biological process: Ras protein signal transduction. NCBI's taxonomy places the organism in Eukaryota, Metazoa, Chordata, Actinopteri, Perciformes, Liparidae. The record is from RefSeq and is a predicted model, not a curated record. The transcript is spliced from 7 exons.